AACAGAAAAAUCAAAAAGGUCAGAACUUCCAACUCGAAAGAAAACAAUGUUCUCCAACUUGGGAGAGAAUAAUGAAGAUUUACAACAGACAGAGACGAGUCAAGAUGUUAGCCAAAACUUAGAAAACAACAGUAACAAAGAAGAAGCUUCUAAAUUACAAGAUAUAACUAACACA
Molecule: messenger RNA, 175 nt
Organism: Ambispora leptoticha
Lineage: Eukaryota; Fungi; Glomeromycota; Glomeromycetes; Archaeosporales; Ambisporaceae
Source: the annotation of a GenBank genome assembly